Molecule: messenger RNA, 2061 nt
Organism: Symbiodinium natans
Lineage: Eukaryota; Dinophyceae; Suessiales; Symbiodiniaceae
Source: the annotation of a GenBank genome assembly
AUGGCGGCGCCCACGGCGCCCAUCGUUCUCGAUGAGGACACGUGGACCUGCGACAACCCAAACAUUUUCAUGGUGAGGAUGCCAGACAUGUCGGAGAUUGCGGAUGGCGAGCGCCCGGCUUGCCUGCUGAAGAUGCCUGAUGGCACCAUGGCAGACAUCCAGACGAUGAACCUCCCGAGCAACGUCAAGAGGCUGCUCAAAGACAUCGACAUGGACCGAGAUGGGCUUGUGGAUGACCCGAACAUUGAUCACGUGGUUCAGAUGCUUGAGAUGAUGCGCACCGAGUUCGGCUGCGAGAAGGGUCAUGUUGCCCAAGACGAGAUGGACAAAGCGCUGCUGCUGAUGUCCAAUCUACUACGCCAGAAGCGUGAGAACUGCGCCGACAUGAGCUAUCGCCAUCUGAGUCCUUGCAUUCAAGACGUGAUGAAGGAGUGGGACCUCGAUGGCGAUGGCACUGUAGCUCUUCAUGAGCUCACAGAGGCCGCGGGGGCCUACAAGAAGAUCAAGAAGGAAGGCCGCCGGAUGAAGAGGAUGAUCAUUGGCCUCACCUGUGUCAUCGGCGUGCUUCUCACGGGGAUGUUCGUCCUCUCCUACGUGGCCGCCGACAUGGCGAAGGAGAUGCGCAGCGAGGGCGACGGCGUGAUGCGAGCCCACCAGGGCGAAGUGGUGAAGGUGGCCAGUUCUGACUUCACCCUCGUGGAUGGCCAGCUGGUCGCCCGUGGAGAUCCCGCAAGCUUGGCCGAGUGUGGCACCAACACAACCUGCCGCCGACUCAUGGCCAAUGGCCAGGUGCCAUUGCAAACGGCUGCAGCGCGAAAGGUCAUGACAGGACUCUUCUCUACCAUGAGGAGAGGCAACUUGGAGAGGCUCAAGACGCUGACGCUGCAUUGCCGCACACCGGUGGUGCUGAACGUAGUCAAGGCUCCCCAAGUGAAAGACCAGCGGACUUGCGAUUGCGGCUACAUUGUGGAGAUUCCAACCACGGAGGGCACCUUGACCCUAGACAAUCGCAAGAUCUUCGCGGACGAGUCCUUGUACGCUUUCUUGCAGGAGGCCCAAUGCCUGCUGACUGAUGGACCUGCUGGUGUGGGAAGGAAACGGGGUGGACGGGGUGGCGGCCGUGGACAAGGCAACCGCGGCCGACUCCUGCUUGGAGCGGCAGACUUGCUCGAUGGCACCUUCGAAUGGUUCGAGGAGGGUGAAGAGCCGUGCGAGAACAACCCACUCCCUGAUCCAAGCGACAUCCCGCAGUACUACCGCGCCUCCGUCCGCAUCACCGAGCUGCACCCAGAGCCUAACCCCCUGGCCUUCUCGCAGUACUUCACCGACGUCAACGGCUCUGCCCUGACCCUACCUGGCAUCGUCCCGAUCGACGGAAUGCUCUACAAGUCCUGGACCGCAGACCGGAUCCACGCGUUCUCCACAGUUCCGGGCUCCACCAUGGAUCGCAUGACGGAGUACCUGUCUAUGGAGGCUUUGGAGUCCUCUGUGGGCCUGGAGAAGGUGCUGCAGGACCUCGGGGUAUCAACGCUGGACGAUGACUGCGACGUGGAGGAUGAUGAUGCCGAGGGUGCGGCGUUGGCACAGGAGAUCCAGAGCUACCUUGCUCCAGCCGACGACGACAUCGACGAGCCUCCGGAGAUCGAGCCGUGGGCAGAGAUGCCGAGCGCUCUGCUCUUCAACUACGAGUUGCUCCAGCUGCUUGCUGAGGAGGACGCCGGAAGUCCCCUCCUCCAGACGGCCCAAAGCUCGCUGUACUGGACGUCGGUCUUCACGGAGCCUGACAGCCAGGACGUGCUCGACGCCUUCCUCCUCAACGCCACCGAGGAGCGACGCUUGAGCCGAGGAGGCGGCUUUGGCUUUUUCUCCUUUCGCAACAUCGACGCCAUUUGCUCCGUCGAGGCGGAGAUUGAUGCCUCUGCGAGCUUCUUUGCCAAGAUGAUGCACAAAAGGAACCUCAGGCUGAAGGCGAUUUUUGAAUUUCAGGGCAAGUGCGACGAGGUAACGGUCUGGUUGGCUGCCCGUCAUUUCUGCCAUAUGAAUUCCUUGGGCCUCGUUUGA